Vigna umbellata (rice bean) is the source of this 699-nucleotide messenger RNA. NCBI's taxonomy places the organism in Eukaryota, Viridiplantae, Streptophyta, Magnoliopsida, Fabales, Fabaceae. The record is from RefSeq and is a predicted model, not a curated record.
AUGGCAUGGCUAUGGAACUCAAUGGUUCAAGAAAUUAGCGAUACAUGCAUGUUCCUAACUUCUACAAAGGCUAUAUGGAAUGCAACAGAGCAAACCUACUCUAAGGCAAAGGAUACUGCCCAAAUUUAUGAGGUGAAAGUAAAAACAAUGGCAACCAAACAAGGCACUAAAACUAUCACAGAAUAUGCUAAUCAACUAAAAUCUUUAUGGAUGGAGUUAGAUAAUUACAGGGUCAUAAAGGCCAAGUGUUAUGAGGAUUCAACAAUUCUAAGAGAAUACAUAGAACAAGAUAGGGUGUAUGAUUUCUUGGUAGGCCUAAACCAAGAAUAUGAUCAAGUCAGAAUCCAAAUAUUAGGCAAGGAGAAGGUUCCUGAACUCAAUGAAGUAAUGGCAAUUAUUCGGAGUGAAGAAAGUAGAAGAAGUCUAAUGAUAGAGACCCCAAUUGAGGAUAAUUCAGCAAUGCUUAUUGAAGGAGCAACAGUCAUGGUUGCAGAACAAAAAAAAGUAGGUCCUCUUCCAAGAACAGAGAAGAAAAAUGAAGGAGUUUGGUGCACCUAUUGCAACAAGCCACGUCACACAAGGGAUAAAUGCUGGAAGUUACAUGGAAAACCUCAAAGUAAAGAUUGGGGACACAAAGGAGGCCUUCCAAGGAGAGGAGGGCAAGCUUAUGUUGCUACUGGUCCUGAAAGUCAGGAAUGA